Dothidotthia symphoricarpi CBS 119687 is the source of this 2100-nucleotide messenger RNA. RefSeq lists its product as uncharacterized. Gene Ontology annotation, cellular component: mating projection tip. Bases 1 to 2100 code for a protein of 699 amino acids. The transcript is spliced from 3 exons. Gene Ontology annotation, molecular function: phosphatidylinositol binding; protein binding. The record is from RefSeq and is a predicted model, not a curated record. Lineage: Eukaryota; Fungi; Ascomycota; Dothideomycetes; Pleosporales; Dothidotthiaceae. Gene Ontology annotation, biological process: conjugation with cellular fusion.
AUGAAGAGCGAAAAGGACACCCGACCCCAUCACAUUAAUCUCCAGCCCAAGGACGCGACGGCCAUUGUGCCACCUAAAAAGGAAGAGGAGGGGGACAGGGCGGAGGUCGAGGAAGGUGGGGGAGGCAGCAGGCGAGGAGAGGAGAGCGACAGGGAGCAAAGUCCGCUUUCUUUCUGGGUACUCGCUUCUCAUGCUCGCCCAACCCACCGCCCACGAGCCUCGCACUGCAAUCCCCCCUCCCGCACACAGGCGCACGCAACAGCUGCUGACGGGUGCGCCCCAAUCCUGCAGGUCAUCCGCGCCCUCUACGACUACACGCCGGCCGCCGACUCGCCCAACUCGGGCUACCUCAGCUUCUCGCAGGGCGACUUCCUGCACGUCGUCGGCCGCGAAGACGACACGGACUGGUACGAGGCGUGCAACCCGCUGCACAACACGCGCGGCCUGGUGCCCGUCAGCUACUUCGAGCCCGUCGGCAAGACGGCGAGGGACGCGCGCGACACGCGCGACGUCAGGGCCAGCGCGGGGAGUGUGCCAGCGCGCAGCUCCACCCAGCAGCACCACAGCCAGCCGCACGACUCGGGCUACCAGGAGCGCCUGCACAGCAUCAGCAGCCCCGGCUCUGCCCACAGCCACGGCCACAGCCUCAGCCACAGCAUCGCCAGCCCCAGCCACCCGCAGAACAUCAUGGCCCAGCAGCUGCGCAUGAGCCAGUCGGGCAAGACGGGCGCCAUGGUCUACGGCAUCGUCAUGUACGACUUCAAGGCCGAGCGGCCCGACGAGCUCGAGGCGAAGGAAGGCGAGGCCAUCAUCGUCAUCGCCCAGUCGAAUCCAGAGUGGUUCGUCGCGAAGCCCAUCACGCGCCUCGGCGGGCCCGGCCUGAUCCCCGUGUCGUUUAUCGAGAUCCGCGACAUGACGACAGGACAGGCGGUAUCCGACACGCAGGCCGCCGUCACAGCCGCGGGCGUGCCCAAGGUCGAGGAGUGGAAGAAGAUGGCGGCCGACUACAAGAACGGCAGCAUCCCGCUGGGCAAGCUCGAGCAGAACUCGCAGCAGACGCUGCAGCAGGGCAUGGACCGCAUGAGUCUGGGAGCCAAGAGCCAGAACGGCGCCCGCUCCGGAUCGGUAUCCCACUCACACUCACACUCGCGCAACGGCUCCGUCGCCCAGCCGCGCAGCAACACGCUCGCGCCCAUCAAGGCGUGCGUGCCGCGCUACUGCUUCGCCGACGACAUCUUCUGGUUCAUCAUCGAGUGCCAGAUGGAGGACGGGCGGCACUGGGAGCUGCAGCGUCUGUACCAGGACUUCUACGACCUGCAGAUCCAGCUCAUCGAGACCUUCCCCGUCGAAGCAGGCACCAGCGGCUCCGGCCAGCGCACCCUGCCCUUCAUGCCCGGCCCCGUCACCUACGUCACCGAUAACAUCUCCAACGGGCGCCGCGCCAACCUCGACGAAUACAUCAAGAACCUGCUCAACCUCGGCCCACACAUCACCCGCGGCGACCUGGUCAAGGGCUUCUUUGCGCCACGCCAAGGCGACUACGAGAUGGACGCAGAUGUCAUCGCUGCAGAGAACUACCGCCUGUCCCAGCAGUCAGGGCAGUCGUCCAACCACUCCCACGGCACAAGCAGACAGUCCUCGGCCGACCACCUCCAAGCCUCCAUGCCCGCCCCCGCCGCCCCCGCAAACUACCAAUCCCACCAACGCGGCCAGUCCAACGCCUCGCAAAUGUACCCAUCCAACCUCAACCCCCCACCACAACCCCAACAUCAACAACACACACCAGGGCACCACCACUCCGCCUCCUCGGCCACAAACGCAGGCACCUCCUCCUCCUCGGCGCUCAAAAUCAAAGUCUGGUUCGAAGAAGAUAACUGCGUCGUCAUUCGCAUGCCGGCUUCCCUUCGUUAUCCUGACUUAUAUAAGAAACUUAAAGAGAGGAGACGUCUUGAGCGGCCGGAUGAGCAGGAUGAGGAUCUGCUUAUUGAGUAUAAGGAUGAGCGCGAGCAGCAGUUUUAUCCCAUUGAGUGUGAUGAGGAUCUUGAGGUGGCGGUUGAGCGGAAUCCGAAGUUGGUGCUUAGUGUUACGACGCCGAGGUGA